Penicillium crustosum is the source of this 2076-nucleotide messenger RNA. RefSeq names its product Zn(II)2Cys6 transcription factor. The record is from RefSeq and is a predicted model, not a curated record. Lineage: Eukaryota; Fungi; Ascomycota; Eurotiomycetes; Eurotiales; Aspergillaceae. The transcript has 3 exons. The coding region runs from base 1 to 2076 and encodes 691 amino acids. Gene Ontology annotation, biological process: positive regulation of transcription by RNA polymerase II. Gene Ontology annotation, cellular component: nucleus. Gene Ontology annotation, molecular function: transcription cis-regulatory region binding; DNA-binding transcription factor activity, RNA polymerase II-specific; zinc ion binding.
AUGAACCUUCGAAAAGUAGCGAAGGCGCAGCCGCAGUCGCCCAAUGUCAGCACGAGGACAUCCACUCCAAAGAGCCAGGCAAGCGAUUCACAAAGCACACCCCGACCCAGGUCCAGCCGCAAGAAAUCAUCAGAUGCGCCAGACACCAAAGCUAGAAGAGUACGCACAGGCUGCCUCACUUGUCGUCAAAGACAUUUAAAAUGUGACGAAGCCGUGGGCCGAUGUCUCAAUUGUCGCAAGUCGGAUCGCAUCUGUCGACGUGGGGUUCGUCUCAAUUUCAUUGAUACACAAACUGUAGCACCUCCACACAUCAUCGCUCGACCCCCCGGAUCGAAAGUGACAUUUCGAGAUGACUCGCGUUUGAUCGCGUCUCUGUAUGUGGGAGGAUUCGAGAUAUACCCGCCCAUCCAGCCGGAGAGUCCUGUACAAGAGAACACACAAUCACACCAUGACUUUGACUUUAUGGGAGAUGAUGAUUUGACAAAUCUCUUUCAAUCCGUGGCACAUUCGUUUGACCCGCUGAGCUUCGAUGUCCCCCAUCCAAAUGCAGCGGAUUUCGUUGGAACUGAUACCUGGCAUCAGUCUCACUUGGUACCUGGAGAUGAACUUCUCCCGCACGGAACGUCCCAUUUCGCGCGGAAAUUGGCUGGGAAACAUGAAUAUCAUGCUUUUCUCACCGACCCUGAGCAGGUCUCUCUUCUCAGAACUUUCAUGGAAGACGUUGGUCCGCGGAUGGACAUAAUGGAUGAAAUGAACCACGUGGGUAACAUUCCUAACUCUCUAUUCUUACAGUUUGCUCACAAAAUGCAGUUUUCCCACAUUCUUCCUGGUUUUGCCAUUGGCGAGCCUAUAUUGCUAAAUGCGUUUCUCGCGUGUGGGGCUCGACAUCGUUCUUUUGUAAACCCUUCUUAUGGGGAUGAAAAAGCGGCACAUUAUUAUGACGCAGCGACUCGGGACCUUCUGAAUGCAAUCCAUGAUCCUAACCGUGACUCUGUACUCUGCGCAACAGCAGCACUUGCCCUCGGCUUCUUCGAAACCAUGCAAACCCGGUCAAGGCACAAUGGAGAUCACAACGCCGGCUCCCGGGCUUUGAUCCGAGAAUGUGGCUGGACUGCCAAAACCCCCGGGCUAGGUGGGGCAUGUUUUAGGAUCAGCGUCAGUGCAGAGCUCCUGAACUGUAUGCGAUAUAAUUGGACAUUGUCUUGGGAUCCAAACACUUGGGGUGUCAACAUGGACAUGGAUCAUUCACAGGCCACCAGUGGGGGAAAUCAAGAUCUAUGGCAUCAUCGGAUACUUUAUAUUUUCGCGAGAGUCAUGACUUUCCAAGCGUCUUCCCGCUCAUCUCAUGGUUUAAGUGAUGAUGCGGUGCGGGCCAUCCAGCCCAAUGAUCAGGAAUGGAUCACCCACAACAGGUGGUGUGAGCAAUGGGCGAAAUCUAUUCCUAGAUCCCUUGUACCCCUCGGUCAUCUGCAGCCAUGGCAAACAAGUUCCAACUCGGUCUUUCCUGAAGUUUGGCUCGCCAAUCGAUCUGCCAUUGUUUCUCGAUUAUUCUAUCACGCCAGUCGUAUCCUGUUGACGAAAUCACACCCUUUCCAGUCAGAGUUCGAUGAAAAUAUGCGGAAAAUGCAACGCAGCCAUGCGCACGAAAUGUGCGGCCUUAUUGCCCACACUACAGACCAAGGCGUGGCCGAUAUAUCCCUGUGCUUUCUUGUACUUGCUGCAGAGUGCUUGGAUACACGAGAGGCCCAAGAGGAGGUACUCGGCAUCUUCGAUGCCAUCACUAAAGUGACUGGCAGCAGUGCUGAACCAAUCAAAAACGAUCUCAAACAAAUUUGGAGCUGGGCCGAUUCCCACCCGCACACGGUAACGCCAGCCCAAAUGCACAAUCACUUCUAUGAAUUAGACCCAUCUCUAUCGAUCUCCAAUCACCCAGGCCCAUCCCCGAGCCCACACAACCCUUUGUUGACUACGGGUGACUUCUCAUUGGAGAACCACCCAUAUCAAGCAUAUUAUGUGCCACCUCAUCACCAACAUGCACUCAAUCAGUAUCACUACGGAACAUUUGAUCUGAUAUGA